CAAUCUGAGGGACUGAGACCGUUUGCUGGUUCUGGACAGGUAGGCUAUAGUCCUAGAUAGGGACCUACAGUACAGUACAGUUUAGGCGUGUACGAGUUUGUGUGGGAGCCCUUUGGACUUUUAGAGAAUCCCUCUUGGCCCUGUGUUGUGUGACUGUUUUAGCUGCUGAGGUGAURGUGAACCAUCGACCAUGUGUUCGGGUAGCUUUGCCAAGUGUCUGGGUAUCACCCUGAUCCCCCUGGCCAUCCUGUGUGUUCUCUGCAACAUCCUGCUCUUCUUCCCUGGGGGGCUGGUCGCAGAAGACAAUAACCACAUCACCGAGGAGGUGUUUUACUUUGGGGGUAUCAUGGGAUCUGGUGUUAUGAUGAUCUUCCCGGCGCUGGUCUUCCUGGGCCUUAAAAACAAUGACUGCUGCGGUUGCUGUGGCAAUGAGAGUUGUGGAAAGAGAUUUGCGAUGUUCACCUCUAUCAUCUUUGCUGCGGUGGGGGUUCUGGGGGCCGGCUACUCCUUCAUUGUGUCUGCUGUUGCCAUUCAUAACGGACCCAAAUGUCUCUAUACGAAUGGCACAACAGAGUCGUGGACCAACCCGUUUAUCAACGGUGACUACCUGAAUAACCACACCCUGUGGGAGGGCUGUAGAAAGCCUGAAGGCAUCGUGACCUGGCACCUGACUCUGUUCUCCAUGCUGCUGGUCAUGGGUCUGCUGCAGGUUGUGCUCUGUGCCAUCCAGGUCAUCAACGGUCUCAUCGGGGCCAUUUGUGGAGACUGCUGCGGCUGCUGGUGGGGGGGGUAAGAGGACCCUGUUGUA
Molecule: messenger RNA, 808 nt
Organism: Salvelinus sp. IW2-2015
Lineage: Eukaryota; Metazoa; Chordata; Actinopteri; Salmoniformes; Salmonidae
Gene: tm4sf4
Product: transmembrane 4 L six family member 4
Cellular component (GO): membrane
Source: RefSeq, a predicted model, not a curated record